CCCAUAUGUUCACGAGAAAUUUAAUUCACAGAAUAUUUGUUUAUGAAUCACUAGCUUCUAUCUAGACUUACUCAGCGUGCAUAAAUGGAUAUGUACCAUAUACAGAACAAUAUUGAUCUAAUACAAGUUGUAUUAUGGGCAUCCUAUCUACAAAACUUACACAUGUCCUGCUACAACUGUCUAUACUUAUAUCAAUAUCAGUCUGCUGUUACGCCCACACUGACGGAGCUUACAUGAGAAAUGCGGAUGAUGGUUUUACCAACAGAAUCAGCUGGAUGAGUGAGAUUCACGAUGACGUCAUGCUGAGCGAACUGGCACUGCCUGGCACACACGAUAGUGCCACGUUCAACAACAACGUUUUAGAGGACAUCGUAACAACACAAGUCCUUACCUUUGACGAACAGUUUAAAUACGGGAUAAGAGUGUUUGAUAUGAGAGUAAGGCACAUCAGUAACGCUUUUGUGUUACACCAUGGUCUUGUAUAUGUGAACUUAAAUUUUGACGAUUUCUUAAAAUCCGUUGAGAGGUUUCUACGAAAUAAUCCAUCCGAAACGGUUCUUUUUAGGCUUAAAGAAGAGCACGAGCCAGAUAAUAACACGAGAAGCCUAGGAGAUACUUUGAAAGAUUACUUGGGAAAGUACAAACACGUGUAUUUAAACACGAAGGACAAAAACAUUCCAUUGGGAAGUGCCAGGGGAAAGUUCAUUAUACUCUCGGACAACAAGGAAUUUCACGAUUUUGGAAUGGACUACAAUAGCUGUGAUAUACAAGACGAUUACAAUUUGAAGACUAACUGGGACUUGUACAGCAAAUGGGAAAAGAUUAAGUCACAUCUUGAGAAAGCUAUAAACGGGGAUAAAAACACGAUGUAUAUUAACUACUUGUCAGGCUCCGGCGGGUCAUUCCCCUAUUUUGUCGCCAGUGGCCACUCCUCCAGAGGGACUUCUGCUCCUAGACUGGCGACUGGCUUGACUACUCCUCUUUUCAAAAAUAGCUAUCCUGAUUUUCCCAGGAUUUCUUGCCUGAUUGGUAUAUGUACGAUAGCAUUUGAAGGCACGAAUAUUUUGACUAAGGAUAAAAUAAUUGAGUACAAUGAGAAUGAAAAGAUGUUUAAAAGAACUAUUGGAGUGAUAAUAGCUGAUUUUCCAGGCGAUUUGUUAAUAGACACUAUUAUACAAAACAACAAGUUUUUAGAAAAAUAAACGUUUAUCAAUACAUUAAAUCCUGAAUAGGUUAUUAAAUAUUAUUUAAAUGUUA
Messenger RNA from Homalodisca vitripennis (glassy-winged sharpshooter), 1257 nucleotides. RefSeq names its product 1-phosphatidylinositol phosphodiesterase-like. Lineage: Eukaryota; Metazoa; Arthropoda; Insecta; Hemiptera; Cicadellidae. Gene Ontology annotation, molecular function: phosphoric diester hydrolase activity. The record is from RefSeq and is a predicted model, not a curated record. The transcript is spliced from 2 exons. Bases 135 to 1202 code for a protein of 355 amino acids. Gene Ontology annotation, biological process: lipid metabolic process.